GAUUUUGCUCAUACUUACUCGAAGGAGCAAGGGGGUUUUAACAAUGUGAGUAGAGGGUCAAUGUCGUAUAAACCUAGGAACAUUUGUUUUGCCUACAAUGAAAGGAGAUGUAGUAGGGGUUUUUCUUGUAAAUUUAAGCAUGCAUGUUCGGCUUGUGGAUUAUCCCAUGUGGUAAGUGAGUGUAACAAAAAGAAAGAAGGGAAUAGGCAGCCCUUUCGAGCGGCUCAGCAGAAGAGCGGAAACGCCAAUACAGGUGGGCAAGCUAAGUGAGGCAUUGCAGGAUUACCCAGAUCAAGAGAUGGCAGAAUUUUUAGCCAAGGGUUUUUUGGAAGGUUUUAGAAUACCAGUGUUGGAGGUUCCAACUCCCAGUGAGGUUUACAAAAAUUUAAAAUCGGCUAGUCAGCAUGAAGAAGCGUUAAAGCAGAAACUGGAGAAGGAAUUGAAGGCAGGUAGGAUGGCGGGACCAUUUGAGGAAGUUCCUAUAAAGGAUUUGGUGGUUUCUCCAUUGGGUAUUGUACCCAAAAAAGAACCAGGGAAGUUUAGGAUGAUUCAGCACUUGUCAUAUCCAGAAGGGGCAUCAGUAAAUGAUGCGUUAGACAAGGAGCAAUGUUCUGUUCAGUACCAGUCUUUUGAGAAAGCAUUAGAGAUAGUUAAGAUGCAAGGAGAGGGGGCUUUGAUGGCAAAGGUUGAUAUAGAGUCGGCGUUUAGGCUCUUGCCAUUGCAUCCUGAUAGUUUUAAGUUGACAGGUUGUUAUUUUCAAGGAGUUUUUUAUGUGGAUAUGUGUCUCCCUAUGGGGUGUGGGAUAUCUUGUUCAUUUUUUGAGGCUUUUAGCACAUUUUUGCAUUGGUUAUUGUACAAACGGUCAGGGAGUUCUGCUAUAGCUCAUUAUUUGGAUGAUUUUUUGAUUGUUGGGCCUAGAUAUGGGGAUAACUGUCAGAAGACGUUGGUAAUAUUUUUACAAUUGCUGAAAGAUUUGGGUGUGCCAGUAGCGGAAGAAAAGACAGUUUUACCAACAACAAUAUUGACUUUCUUGGGAAUUGAAAUAGAUUCGGAGGCAAGGGUAUGUAGGUUGCCGAAAGAUAAGGUGGAUAGGACAACGCAGGCAGUCAAAAGAACAAUAACAGCAGGGAAGGUAACUUUGAAAGACAUGCAGAAAUUGUUGGGUUUGCUGAACUUUGCAUGUAGAGUAAUUCCCAUGGGUAGGAUUUUUAAUAGGAGAUUAGAAAAAUCUAUGGCAGGGAUAAAGAAGUCGUUUCAUAAAAUCAGAAUCACAAAGGAAUUAAGAGAGGAUUUGAAGGUGUGGGACAAGUUUCUGACAAAUUUCAACGGAAUAAGAAUAUGGAUUGAGGAGGCUAGGCUUAGCCAAGAAUUGCAAUUUCUCACUGAUGCAUCAGGGAGCAUUGGUUUUGGGGCCUACUUUGGAGGAAAAUGGAGCGCUGGUAGGUGGCCAAGGUCAUGGCAGGUGAAGGGGUUAACGAGGAACUUGACACUGUUAGAGCUUUUUCCUAUUUUGGUAGCACUGGAAUUGUGGGCGGAAGGUUUGGCAAAUAAAGCAAUAAGGUUUUUGUCAGACAAUAUGGGAGUGGUUCAUGCAGUGAAUAAUUUGUCAUCUGAUUCACCUCCAGUAAUUAGGUUACUCAGGCAGCUGGUGCUAAUUUGCUUGAAGUUUAACAUAUCAUUCAAAGCACAGCAUGUGCCAGGUGUGGAAAACACAUUAGCAGACGCUUUGUCAAGGGAGAAAUGGGAGCUUUUCUUUAAACUGGCCCCUAAGGCAGAAAAAACGGCUCAUGUGUGUCCUGGUCAUUUGUGGCAGCUGGUGAACCCAUAUUAGAAGAACUAUAUGCAAGGUCGUUGUCGGAAAAAACCCUUGCCAGCUAUAAAAGGGCAUGGGAAAGGUGGCGUCUUUUCUGCACCAGUGGUAAGAGAAAUUAUGCGUUUAAGGAUUUGUUAGAAUUUUUGAAAGAAAUGUAUAAGGAAGGGAAGUCCAAGGCGACGGCGGUUACUACGUUAGCAGCAAUAUCCCAUUUUUCUUUAGCAGAAGGCAGGCCGGAUUUUGCGCGGAAUCCUAUCAUUAAAAAACUACUAAAAGGUUGGAGUAGAUUGGAGGGCCCUAAAGUGGAUAAAAGGGAACCUAUUGUUAAGACUAGGUUGCAAAAGAUAUUGGUAUCAUUGGGUGGGAUUUGUUUUGAUCAGUUUGAAUGUGUGUUGUUUAGGGCAGCUUUUGCAUUAUCAUUUGGAGGGGCAUUUCGUAUCAGUGAGUUAGUGCCUCCUUCAAAAAAGACAAUGGGAAAGGGGUUAGAGUAUAAAGAUGUGUCCAUACAGGAAAAUAAAUUGUUGAUUCAUAUUUGUAGUUCUAAGACAGAUCAGAUGGGAAAAGGAAAAUGGGUGAGUAUACAUGUAAAGGGAGAUGUGUCAUGCCCUGUUAGGUUAGUACGGGAAUAUAUGAUAGUGCGCCCGGAAGGAGGUACAUUAUUAUUAUUACACGAGGAUGGUUCCCCUCUCUCUGCUUUUCAGUUCAGACAGGUCCUGAAAAAGGCGGUGAUCAACAAUGGGUGGGAUCCUAAGAAAUUCGGGUCUCAUUCUUUUAGAAUUGGUGCAGCAACUGAAGCAGCAAUGGGAGGGGAAAGUAGUGAGAGGAUAAAGGCGUUGGGAAGAUGGAAGUCGAAGGCUUACAAAAAAUACAUAAGACCUUUAAACGAUGCAAGGGAAGAUUUUAACUAAUGUUCUUGUUUUUGUCGCAGCAGGAGGUGCGACAACUUGCAACAUUUUGAUAUUAGGCCAUUCAUUUAUUUUCUGGGCAAUGAAGCAUGCAGGGGUGGCAGGACAGCAGAUGGGUUUGCCGGAGGAACACAUGAAGAUCGCUUGGCUUGGUAAGAGAGGGAUGAGAUGGGAGCAGCUGAGAGGUAUGUCCUUGGGAGCAGCAAAAAGGAAUCCUAUAGAUUUAUUAAUCAUACAUGCGGGGGGGAAUGAUCUUACGUCACAUAGGACCCCAGCUCUUAUUGAAAACAUGAAGGCUGACUUAACAGAUAUUUUGAGCAAUGGGAGAAUCCGAUGUAUGGCAUGGUCUGAUAUGAUUCCUAGAAGCAAUUGGAGAGGUGCCUCUUCCCCAAAAGGCAUUGAGAAGGUCAGGAAGAAGGUUAACAGGGCCAUGCAUAAAUUCAUGUGUUCUUCCGGCGGGGGGGGCGUGAUAAGGCAUGAAAAUAUAAAAUGUAGGCAAACAAGGUUGUACAGACAGGAUGGAGUUCAUUUAUCGGAAGAAGGUUUGCGCUUGUUCAUUGGGAACAUUAAGGUGUUUAUUGAGGAAUGGUGGAGGUCACAGGUGGUGUAGUGGGGCCAUUGGAAAGGUUAGGUGUCACCCCUCCCCUUUUUUCCAUUGGUUGGCAUCAGUGCGGCUCUAGGUAUACGAAGUGGUUAUAGUGCAGGCCUACCUUUGGUGAGUCACGAGUGUGCAUCAGACUGGGACUGCACGGUCUUCUCUGAUGCAUGCAAGUGACUGGGUUAGCGCCAUUAUGCACAACGAGGGAGCAGGGGGAUGGGCAAAAAGGCGGUCACUGAGUGCGCCCGGCCCCGUGAUCCCUGCUUCAGGUUUUUGGAAAUCUUUUGGGCAGGAGCCCACGUUUGGAGAAUGAGAGCCGCAGCUGGGGUCAGGGUGUACCUAAACUUUGAAUUUUAACUGUUAAAUAAAGCUUGUGACCUCCACAGAUUUUUGCCAUAA
Molecule: messenger RNA, 3715 nt
Organism: Xenopus laevis (African clawed frog)
Lineage: Eukaryota; Metazoa; Chordata; Amphibia; Anura; Pipidae
Exons: 2
Coding region: 299-1831 (510 amino acids)
Source: RefSeq, a predicted model, not a curated record